Opisthorchis viverrini is the source of this 1738-nucleotide messenger RNA. RefSeq lists its product as hypothetical. The transcript has 2 exons. NCBI's taxonomy places the organism in Eukaryota, Metazoa, Platyhelminthes, Trematoda, Opisthorchiida, Opisthorchiidae. The annotation marks the transcript as partial. The record is from RefSeq and is a predicted model, not a curated record. Gene Ontology annotation, biological process: viral genome replication.
AUGGAAGAACCAAGAAUUACACAACUAACAGUGAACGACUUUAAAGAACUCUUGGGUGGUAACCCUUUUGACAUCCAUGUGAAGCAACAGAAAGAUGAACGCUUAGAUAGACUACCUGUCCUUAUAACAACCAACAACCCCUUGACAUAUUAUGUAAUGGACGCUGAUGGCAAAGCCAUUUUGGAACGAUGUUUCUAUUUCAAAUUUCAUGUAAAGAGGAGUAUAAAGAAGAUUGUACACGGAGCUCCGCUCAUUUCUCCGCUCGCUCUCGGAAUGGACGAUCAAGCUCAAGGGAGCCCUGUGUAUGGUGGUAAUCCACCUAGUCCAACUCUAAGUUUUGAACAUUGGGUUGAACAGCAAAACCAUCAACCGCCAAGUCCGGAUUUAUUCAUUGAUACAGCUGUGGACGAGGAAUUUUGGACUUCUCAUCAAGACAACCCCGCUGAAGCGGACACUGUGCCUGUGGUUCAAACACCCCCUACUCAAUAUCGACCACCAAUGUUGGAUUUGAGUAAUCUUUGGCAUUCAAAAAGAAGACAGCUAUUCAGCCCAGAACCAUCUACUCAGGACAAUAACAAGUUGUGGACUUUUGUGUACCGAGGUCAACCACCUCGAUUUGAACGUGGAACACGUGCUAAUUGCCUCUAUGUGGACCAUGGAGACCACUACCAUUUCGUCUUCGAAUGUUGUCCGCAAAACAAGACAAGGACCAUCCAGCGACUCAUUGAAAGUGGCAAUCUAGACAGGCGACAAUCCAUGUCAAUCAUGGCAACCGUACAACCGGUUAUUAAUUGGAACCACUUUGCAGCCUACUUGGUACGAGCUGCCCAAACACCAAUAUGUUGUGUCGGAAAAAAAUUAGAACACUUACGCGAUGAUCUCUACAUGGUGCCCAGAGAACGCAAGGACUGUGCCACACUGUUGAGAGACGACAGAGACUCCAAACAGAAACACAAUAACAUCAAUGGAAAACGUAGACGGGAACUAAUGAAAGGAUUGAUUGAAGCAUAUGACGCCAGAAGCUACAAUGAGUUCUAUAUGGCUAUGUCUUGCGAAGACCGGGACGAUAUCUACGAUGAAUAUGGACCACAGUGGAAAGAGACAGCGGAACAUUCAAUCAACAACUAUAUCGCUGGUAUGCUAGCAAAACAGCUGGCUAUGAGAUUCGAAGAAGUACUGAUGGGAAACUUUCACAAUAGAGAAUGCCAACACCCAGCGGAUACUCUGGACGGCGAAAGAUGGCUCGAUCAACUGAUGUGGGUAAACCGGAUCGACAAAAAACAAUUCUUAAUUGACCUGACCCAAAUUAUGAACAAAGCAUACAAACGGAAAAACGCUUUUGUAAUCGAAGGCCCUACAACAACCGGCAAGACUUUAUUUGUUAAACUGAUCGCCGAGAACUACAUCUAUGGAACUGUGCAAAGGUCCGGAGACCACAGUCAAUUUUUCUUAAUGAACCUAUUGAACAAGUCUCUCGGACUGAUGGAAGAGCCCAGGAUAACCCAAUUGACCGUCAACGACUUUAAAGAAUUACUCGGAGGAAACCCGUUUGACAUUCAUGUGAAGCACCAAAAAGAUGAACGCUUACAACGGCUACCUGUGUUAAUCACCACCAAUAACAAUUUGGUAUACUAUGUAUUGGACCCAGAUGGAAAAGCCAUCCUAGAACGAUGUUUCUAUUAUAAAUUUGUUGUAAAAGUAGGGAGUGAGGAACUACCCGAACCACCUUGUCAUCUAU